CUUCCCUCCUUCCCACUCUUCCCAACACAAACUCCACUUUCCUCGCUCACGCCAACAACGCCGCUCCCCUCCCGCCGCCGCCGGCAGCUCGGUCGAUCCAUCCAGACAGCCAUGGGGUCCACCGCCGCCGACAUGGCCGCUGUCGCGGACGAGGAGGCGUGCAUGUACGCGAUGCAGCUGGCGUCGUCCUCCAUCCUGCCCAUGACGCUCAAGAACGCCAUCGAGCUGGGCCUGCUCGAGGUCCUGGAGGCCGCCCGCAAGGGUGGGGAUGCAGCGGCGCUGGCACCCGAGGAGGUGGUGGCGCGGCUGCCUGUCGCGCCCAAGAACCCCGACGCGCCGGUCAUGGUGGACCGCAUGCUGCGGCUGCUGGCCUCCUACAACGUGGUGAAGUGCGAAAUGGAGGAGGGCAAGGACGGCAAGCUGUCGCGGCGGUACGGCGCCGCGCCGGUGUGCAAGUGGCUCACGCCCAACGAGGACGGCGUCUCCAUGGCCGCGCUCGCUCUCAUGAACCAGGACAAGGUCCUCAUGGAGAGCUGGUACUAUUUGAAGGACGCGGUGGUCGACGGCGGCAUCCCGUUCAACAAGGCGUACGGCAUGACGGCGUUCGAGUACCACGGCACGGACCCGCGCUUCAACCGCGUGUUCAACGAGGGCAUGAAGAACCACUCCAUCAUCAUCACCAAGAAGCUCCUUGAGUUCUACACCGGCUUCGAGGGCGUCGGCACCCUGGUCGACGUCGGUGGCGGCAUCGGCGCCACCCUCCACGCCAUCACCUCCCACCACUCGCACAUCAAGGGGAUCAACUUCGACCUCCCCCACGUCAUCUCCGAGGCGCCGCCGUUCCCGGGCGUGCAGCACGUCGGCGGGGACAUGUUCCAGUCGGUCCCCACCGGCGACGCCAUCCUCAUGAAGUGGAUCCUCCACGACUGGAGCGACGCCCACUGCGCGAGGCUGCUCAAGAACUGCUACGACGCGCUCCCGGCGCACGGCAAGGUGAUUAUCGUCGAGUGCAUCCUGCCCGUGAACCCGGAGGCCACGCCCAAGGCGCAGGGCGUGUUCCACGUCGACAUGAUCAUGCUCGCGCACAACCCCGGCGGCAAGGAGCGGUACGAGAGGGAGUUCGAGGAGCUCGCACGCGGCGCUGGGUUCGCCGGCGUCAAGGCCACCUACAUCUACGCCAACGCCUGGGCCAUCGAGUUCACCAAGUAAAUACGUGCCUCCUUGCAUUGUUGCGAGGAGAUGAGAGGUCGUCGUCCUCGUCGUCUUCUUGCUGCUGCUGCUGCUGCUGUACUUUUGCUUAAUUUGCUUUCUCCUGCUGCUGGCCUUCAGCAUUAUCAUCUUCGUCUCGAGCUCGAUCGAUCUUGUUGUGAAUUCUAAUGGUUGUACGUGUUGAGUUGUCUACCAUUAAUAAUGACCAAGGUUAUAUGUAAUAUAAUGACAUGAUUUCUCUC
Messenger RNA from Phragmites australis (common reed), 1451 nucleotides. Its product is annotated as caffeic acid 3-O-methyltransferase-like. Lineage: Eukaryota; Viridiplantae; Streptophyta; Magnoliopsida; Poales; Poaceae. The record is from RefSeq and is a predicted model, not a curated record. Gene Ontology annotation, molecular function: O-methyltransferase activity; S-adenosylmethionine-dependent methyltransferase activity; protein dimerization activity. Gene Ontology annotation, biological process: methylation. Bases 112 to 1209 code for a protein of 365 amino acids. The transcript has 2 exons.